AUGGACGUCAAUCCUCUCUUCGAGUUCAACCAGUCUGACGCCGAUUCCUCCUCCUCUGGCUCCUCUGUUUCCUACGAAGCCUCCUUCGACGCUCCUGUCCUCCCCACGCCGACAGCGGCUGUCUUGCAGACGGUCAACAUCAAGACGCACAUCCCCGUCGAGCUCAACCUUGCCGAAUCGAACUACACCGAAUGGCGCUGCUUCUUUGACGCCUUCAUCGGGAAGUUCGGCCUCGGCAGUCACCUCUCCUCUCCGCCAACCAUCGACAACCGCCGUGAUCCGGACUGGGUCAUGAAAGAUCAGUGCAUCUUGAGUUGGCUCUACAACUCCAUGGCCAAAGAUGUCCGCGCCAUUGUUCGCGUUCCCAAAGCUACUGCCUACUCCAUUUGGAACGCCGGCGACAUGGACAUCACGACCUACACCGGCAAACUCAAGCAGUUGUCCGACGCACUGCGUGACGUGGGCCAGCCGGUCUGCGAAACCUCGCAGGUCCUCAACAUGCUUCGCGGCCUCAGCUCCAAGUACCGGCACACCGUCCCCGUGAUCACCGCGAAGAACCCGCCACACACGUUCUUGUCGGCCCGCUCCUAUCUGCUGCUGGAGGAGCAGUAUGACAAGGAGCAGGCGAAGUCGGCGCAUCACCAAGCUCUGCUCGCCACUGUCGGCACACGUUCCACCUCUGCUGUCUUCGGCGAUAGCGGUUCCAGCUCGGCCUCCAAGCCGUCAGUGCCCGCAACCGCCUCAGCUCCACGUUCUGAUCGUGCGCCCAAGAAGAAAGGUCGUGGGCGUGGUCAAGGAAGCGGUUCCGGCACCACCUCUACUGCUCGUCCUCAGGCUCCAGCGUGGGUUCCUGGGCUGAACCCCUGGACCGGCAUGGUGCAGGCCUAG
Miscanthus lutarioriparius is the source of this 888-nucleotide messenger RNA. NCBI's taxonomy places the organism in Eukaryota, Viridiplantae, Streptophyta, Magnoliopsida, Poales, Poaceae. The record is from the annotation of a GenBank genome assembly.